Messenger RNA from Procambarus clarkii (red swamp crayfish), 881 nucleotides. Lineage: Eukaryota; Metazoa; Arthropoda; Malacostraca; Decapoda; Cambaridae. The record is from RefSeq and is a predicted model, not a curated record.
ACGUAUACAGAUGCAUCAGUGAGCGCUCGUCUCUCAGAACAUGCAGUUGUGUAAUUGUUUGUCGUCGACCCUCAACCAACAACAAUACCAGUUCACGCAACCCGUACAUAACAUACAGAAGAAGAAGAAGAAGAAGCUGCACAUACCAUAAAGAAGAAGAAACUGCACAUACCAUAAAGAAGAAGAAACGGCACAUACCAUAAAGAAGAAGAAACUGCACAUACCAUAAAGAACAUACAGUUCCUGUCUUAAAGUCUUCACUGAGCACUGAUUUCUCUGCAUUGUAGAAAAUACUGGCAGCUGUGCUGAGCGAUGUUCUUACGGGCUGUGUAUGCGGGGCCUGGAGGCCUGUGUAGGCCUACACUACUCGCCAGGACCUUACCACUGGUGUCAUUCGUCUACAAAAGUACUGUUGCUCAGCAGCUGGGUAUUCCAGAACCUCCAAAAAGGCCCGUAACACCAUACCUGAACUUCAUGAUGCAGAGUCAAGCAGAAAUUCAAAAAAAGUAUCCUGAAUUGUCUUACCGUGAAAGAAUUUACAAAAUUACACAGAUAUGGAAGAAUCUUGGUGACAAUGAAAAAAACAAAUGGCUGCUGGAAUAUAAGAAACAGAAAGAGGAAUAUAGUAUAAAGUAUAACAACUAUAUACAGAAUCUCAGCAGUGAGCAAAUUCAAAACAUUGAAGAUCUCAAGAAAGAGAAAAGUGCAAAAACAAAGAAAAGAAAAUGUACUAAAGCUGCAAAGAUUGAGAGGAAAGAGCCUGACAUUGACAUCUCAAAGCCAAAAUCACCUGGUAAUGCCUUCACUCUAUACAUUAGGACAUUGAACAGAGGAAACACUAAAUUAAAGGUAUAGUGUCAUUAUGUUUUUAUGUAGAUUAU